Molecule: messenger RNA, 3537 nt
Organism: Zymoseptoria tritici IPO323
Lineage: Eukaryota; Fungi; Ascomycota; Dothideomycetes; Mycosphaerellales; Mycosphaerellaceae
Exons: 4
Coding region: 1-3537 (1178 amino acids)
Source: RefSeq, a predicted model, not a curated record
AUGACCUCCGAAACCCCGGCAUCCGAUGAGGAUCUCACUGCCAGAGCUGAACGAUUGGGAUAUUACGAUGGUGACGAUGGAAAUGUGGAUGGUUCGCGAUCGCCCUCGUGGCAUCCGGAGGAGAUGGAGAAGGUGAUGGAGAGAGAGACGCGGGAGAAGAUGGAGGAGGAGAUGGGGAAGCAAACGGAGAAGCAGAUGGUGAUGCAGACGGAGAUGCAGAUGAUGACGCAGACGGAGAUGCAGACAGAGAACACGACGGAGAAGCAAAUGGGGUUGCAGACCGGAAAGCAGCCUGUUGCGCAGGCUGAAAGCGAACAGGUCGCAUCUAGACGGGUCACGGUCGUGGACCUUACUGAAUCAGUCUCCUCUGAGUCUGAGUCGCAGGAUGACAAGAUGCCGACCAACUGCACUGCUCAAGCCAACGUCAAGGUCGACGACGGGAAUGGAGUCAAACUACAGCUCCCUUCUUGUGGGACCAAGCGGAAGCGUGAAUCUCCAAGCGUGCAGCCCGCCUUCUCCUCCACCUCCAACCCCACAUUCAAGCACACGAAGUCCAAUUACAUCGAAGUCAUCAGCAACAACUGGACUGGAGACGCCUUCAUCGACAUGAUGAAUUCUUGGAAUGCUUCAAACGGGGAAACUCGUCUAUGGCGAGACAAUGCCUCCCUGUUAGAGGACCUCGCGCGGCUUUCAAAUAUUGUGCCUUCGCUGCCGUCGGCUCGUAAACUUCUUGAGGAAUUUCGGGCGAAGAGAUUGAAGGACGGGAAACUGGCGGGGAGGCUAAUUCGGGAUGAUGUAAGAGCUGUGAUUCGUCAAGCUAAAGGAUCGUUCGAAGUGAGGGAUGCUGAGAGUGGCAGGAAUGGACGGUCAAGUCUGCUGCGUACGAGUGGUAAAGCCCUGACCUCCCACGGCCCCAACAAACGCACGAUAUCCUUCCACCUCGAAACUAUCCGAUCCAACUGGGAAGAUGAACCCGCGUUCGCCGCUAUGAUGGAUCUCUACAAUUCUGCGGACGAGGAUGAGACGAGCCCUUGGCGGCAGAAUCUCACUCUACUGCAGAAUCUGGCGCGGCUUUCCAGGGCGGUGCCGGAUUUUCGUAUCGCGAGGGGACUGGUCGAGCAAUAUCAGGCAAAGAGGAAGUCACGGGGUCGGGGUUCGAAGAGGCUGACUCGGGAUGAUGUACUGAUCGUGAUCAAUGAUGCCAGACCGGUGUAUGAGAGAGGGCGUGGUGUUGGACGGAAGCUGUGGAGUCCGAGUCCAGCUGGUGAGCAAGCUGUUGGACCUAGCCGAGACACCCCAGGAUCGCUCAAGGCCUUGAUCAGCUCACGUCGAGGCGGAACUGGAGGGCCAAGUCUGCCGCCUGCAAGCGGUGGAGGCGCAACCGCCUCGAGUGGCGUCUCAGGACUGCCAAUUCCUGCAAGGAGCGUCGAGCCCUCGAACAUGGACCUACUCCAACGACUGGAGCGACUGGAACAGAGGAAAAAAGAAAUCAAGCAGUGGCAAGAGAAGAAAGUGGCAACUGACCGAGACAUCCAACAACGUGAGCAAAGCAUCAAACAAGGGGAGGAGAGGAUCAAGAAAUGCGAGCAGCAUAUUUUGAAGGCCCAGAAAGCUAUUGAGCAAGACUCGAGGGCGAAUGCGAACUAUGUGAAAGUGAAUCGGGAGGGUCGAAGUGUCGGUAGGGAACUUGGUCGACAGAUUGAGGAGGGCGAGGAGGAAGGAGGCAUGUUGCCGGAAGAGGAUCCCAUUCGACGAGACAACCGACCGUCACGACACAGAAGAUCAGUCUCUCGCGUGAAAGCUUCGGACAGCGGAAUGCGACGAAGUCCGACUGUACCUGCCACUGAACGAUUGGUACUCUUGUUCAACCUCAUGUCCCUUGUCAAGAAGCAACUCGUCAUCAAGCUUGAACUUUCCCACUACCUUCUGAACACAGAGAAACGACGCAUCAUGGCAACACGUCCGGAAUCACGGACUGGCAGGACAUCUUUGGGUCGUGCGAAGACUCCAGUCGAGGAUCGAGAAACGAGGAACUAUCGACUAGGUGUAGACGACGGCGAUAGCACUGCUGGUGACACGUUCGACGGUGACAUCGUCGACAACGGCCCCAUGGACGGCGACAACAUUCACGUCGGGCAGUACGUCUCUCCAUACGGACCCGCAAAGGGUACGAUCAGUCAGGCAACGGGCUUGGCCAACAGCAAGCGCCCAGCCACCCAGAAAUACAACGCCCCUGUAUCGUUGCAAGCAGCUUCGUCCGGAACGACGUCCAAGCGCAAUCGAAGCGAGAGUGAGAAAGAAGAGAGCACGCCAACCCAGAAUGCGAAACGACUGUGCCGAACCAUCGACUUUUCUCGCUUUCCCGAACCCAAGCGAUCCGCGAUGAUGAAGGUUUACUCAUGCAUCAUAAGCAACUGGGAUAAGAAGGGCUUCCAAGACAUGAUGGACAGACUGCAUCGCGGUCGGACAAGCAUGUCCUGGGAGGACAACAAGGCCGUGAUGGAAGAUUUGGCGACAUUGUCUCAGGAUAUGAAGAGGGUGGUCGCCCGAAUCCCACCUCUCGUUGCUGCGGAGCGGUUCCUCGAGCGAGAGUUGAGGAGGAAGAAGGACGCUGCCGGCCGUACGCUGAUUGCUGAUCGAAUUACAUCUGAAAUUGUGAAGACGGUCAGCCUGAACUUAAAGCAAGGCCUUUAUGAUGCUGAGAUCAACGCUGAUGUUCGUCACGGAGCUCAGAUCGCUGCACUGGUGGACUGUCUUACUGAAGAACACGAAUUUCCUGGGAACAAGGUCCAACAACCUACUACUCAAGCCGUCGAACGCCACCAUGCACCACCAGCCAACCCAUUGCCUGACGAAACGAUGCCCAGUGCUUCUGGACUGGACUUGCCAAAACACGAUUCGGUUGUCGGUGACGAUACUGCCGAGGACACCACGUCUAAAGAGAAACAGCAGAUCACCGCGACGCCAAUCGCCGUGAUGAGCCAUGAGCUGCAUGGUCACGGAACACGACCUCCAACCGCAACUCUCGCGGUUGCUGAAACGGUCCCUAGCAUGGGUGAUCCUAUGAUCUAUGCCACAAAUGCUGCAGCAAAGACCGCGGGUAGGGCAGUGUUUGGACCCUCGAGCCCACUCACAAAGCUCAUGCUCGAGACCAGACGUGUGAAAGAACAGAGGGCGAUGAGCGCACGAGAAGAAAAGGAGAACAGCCAGAGAGCCAGGGAAUUUGCGCUGAAAGCCAAAGCCGAUCAGCUCAAAGCAGAAGAGCACAAUAAGAAGGCUAAAGAGCAUGAACACCAGGCACUCUGUCACGCUCAAUCCGUCAGAGACAAUGAGCAAAAGGCUACAGAGUAUGGCCAAAGGGCUGCAGAACACAUGGCAAAGAUUAAAGAGUACGAGCGGACGAUGCAGGGAAAAGAUGAAGAGGCACAUCGAGUGUGCGAAGAUGCUGGGAAUGAAUUGAAGAGGAACUUGCGCGAGCGUUAUCAAUUGGCAUUGGACAAAGGACUUGGUUCAUGCCAACCUGUCCCCUGGUUGUGA